This is a messenger RNA of Laccaria bicolor S238N-H82, 888 nucleotides long. RefSeq lists its product as uncharacterized. NCBI's taxonomy places the organism in Eukaryota, Fungi, Basidiomycota, Agaricomycetes, Agaricales, Hydnangiaceae. The transcript has 3 exons. The record is from RefSeq and is a predicted model, not a curated record. Bases 19 to 813 code for a protein of 264 amino acids.
UCUACUGUCGCGGACAGCAUGAGUUCGUUGAAAUUUACCCCCAGGAAGAGCGAAGAACGAGGCAACGCCGAUCACGGUUGGCUCAAAGCUUUCCACACCUUCUCAUUUGCUACGUAUCAAGAUCAUAAGCACGAGCUCUUCGGACCUCUGCGCGUAAUGAACGAAGACCGAGUUGCGCCCCGCACAGGGUUCGGAACCCACUCGCAUCGCGAGUUCGAAAUUUUCUCAUACAUCGUCUCCGGAGAAGUCGAACACAAAGACUCCAUGGGCAAUACCGAGAUCCUUAAACGCGGUGACCUCCAACUCACCUCCGCCGGCACUGGCAUAUCCCAUUCCGAAAAAGCACGUGGAGGCAACCAAGUCCACCUUUUGCAGAUUUGGUCCCUCCCCGCCACAGCCCGUCUUCAGCCCAAGUACUUCACUCGGCACUUUAGUGACGAAGAGAAGACGGACAAGUGGGCCAAGGUAGUCGCGCCCGUAUGGGCGGAUGGCGUUAAGGAUACCAGGGAGGGCGAGGGUCCAGCCCCGGUACAGAGCGCGCUGACUCUUUACGCGUCGAUCCUUGGGACGGGAAAUGCACUCAGCCGGCCUUUGGAGGGCAAGAAGGCCUAUGUGCAUGUUAUCCAGACGAGCGGUUAUAACGAGCGCCAGGCGGCCGGCGCCAGCGUCAAGUUUAGCACAAAGGGCGGGGAUGAGGUGGAGUUGAGAGAGGGGGACGGGGCCUACGUGGACGUUAAGAAGAAGGGUGCCGUCUUGGAGGUUCAGAACGUGGGCGACCGAGUUGCUGAGCUUGUGGUUUUUGAUUUGGAAUGAUUUAUGUAAACUCUCGCUGUACCUCCUACAUACCUGAAUUGUACUACUAGCCUUGUAACAAACCCUCUUUUACUC